Molecule: messenger RNA, 994 nt
Organism: Paramecium sonneborni
Lineage: Eukaryota; Ciliophora; Oligohymenophorea; Peniculida; Parameciidae
Source: the annotation of a GenBank genome assembly
AUUUUAUAAAAUGGCAGAAACAAAAGAAGAAGUUAAAAUUUAACCAAAAGUUUAUUCAUAUGCAGACUUAAUUGAAUUCGAAAAUAAAUAAGCAUUUAGUUCAAUAGGCAAAAUGCCAAUAUCAACAAAGCAAACAUUACCAAGUUACAGUUUCGGUUCUGCUGAACGUGCUAAUUAAGCAAAACUUUACCAUAAUAAAGAAUUAGCAAGAAUAGAUUUUGCAGGUAUGAAAUGAGUAUAAUUUUAAAAGGAAAAUAAAGUCCAGGACCUGCUUAUAAUGUUAGAGGAGGAGAUUAAUUUUAUUAUACAAAAGAUGCAAAUACUAAGUUUGGAACAGAUGCUCGUAAUACAUUAAAUACAGGAGCAAAAUUUGAUUAUUAUCAAAGAAAAGAUGUUGAUGUAAAAGUGUUAUUGAGAUUAAAAGUUUGAACCAUAAGAAGCAGAUUUAAUUAGAAAGACAAAAGGUCCAACAGUAAAAAUUGGAUUAGAAUCAAGAGUAUAUAAUUAUAAUUUGAUUUAUAGUUUCCUCCUGAAAAAAGACUAAAAGGAACUCCUGGUCCAUAAUAUGAUCCAGCAAUUAAACCAGAAGUACCAACUCCACCUUAAUUUUCAUUUGGAUAUAGAAGAGAUAUUCCAGGAGCAUCUGCAUUAGCACCAACAUGUUCAACUCCUGUAAUUGUUGGACCUGGAGCAUAUUUAUAAAAACCACCUGCUAAUACAAGUAAUUUAGAAGAUGCUUCACAUUGGACAAUACCAAAAGGACCUAAAAUUGGUAAAAUAUUUGAAGGUUGGGAUAAAAAUUAAACUUAUGAUACUAAAUAGUAAAUUUUAUAAGAUAAAAAGGGUUGCUGUUGGUGUUUAAGUCAAUUCUAAAAAGAAAUCAUAUCCUGCAUUCAGUGUUGGUAAAUCAACUAGAGAAGCUAAAGUUGGACAUUUCAAAUAAUUAAUGGUCAAAGUUCCCUCUAAAGUACACAUUCCUCAUCCUAAAAUUUGA